UACGGUACCCCGGGCUUUCCCGCCAGAUCAGUGUGUUUACAGUCAGUCUUAUGCUCAUACGGCUGGCACAAAACACAGAUUAACUUCGUUAAAGUUGAUGAGUGUAUAUUCCCGGCUUGUGUGAGAUACAUUAAGCUAUCAAAAUGGCAUCUCAAGUUCAAAGACGUCUGGACAUGAACUUUCCUGUCCGCAAAAACACAAGACUACGCUCCAAGUCAGCUGCCUUACAAAAUGAAAACGAACAGGAUUCUGACCUUGUCCUGUCCCCAAGAAAAAGAUCUGGCAGAGCUGUGCCAGAUGAGAAAGUACCAAUGUCCUGCUCACCUACGAAGAAAAAGAAAGAGUUGGUUCGAGUGACCAGAUCCCGCAGACGUGAAACUCCUGUCAAGUCGUCUCUCAUCUCUAAGUUUGGCAAAGACACUGAGAAGGAGCAGCACAUUGAUGAUGUUUGUGUAUCAGUAAAACCAAUACUGUGUUCGCCAACAAAGAGACAAGAAUUAAGUUCUCCAACCAGAGACCAAUCUAUCCCUAGUGUUAAACCAAUAUUCCAGUCACCCAGCAAAAGGGACAAAUGUGUGAAGACUUCUCUUUUCUCGCCUCUGAAAUCAACAGACUUUGACAAAUUGUGUCUCGCCUCACCCAAAUUCUACAGAAAACCAGACAGUGAAAAUGUGGAGCCUGUUCUCCAUUCACCCACAAAGCAUGUCCGUUUUGCCAAGUCGCCAUUUUCUUCUCCAGUUAAGGAAAUCAAUGGUAGACUUCCCCUCUCCCCGUCAAAACUUUUUAGUCAAAACAAUGCCUCACCAGUCAAAGUUAAAAAGUCACCAAUCAGGCCGACAGACUCUCCCAGCAAGAGGCAGUUGUUUGCCCCUAGUGAUUCUUUACUUUCUUCACCCUCGAAAAUGCUUCGCAGGGAAGGAUUUUCAUCCCCUGUAAAGGCUAGAAGGUUUGGUCUUCUGGAAUCACCUUCCAAGUUUCGGUCAUGCAAGGAGAACUCCCCCAUCAAACAGCUCAGAUCUCCAGUGAAGCAACAGAGGACACCAGUGAAAAAGUCAUCGGCCAUGUUGAAGUUACAGAAAGUUGACAGCCCAGCCUACCAUAUAGCCAAACAGUCGCUGCACACAGCCAAGCCUGACAGACUUGACUGCCGGGACCGAGAGGUUGGGGCCAUUACAGAGUUCCUGCAGCGCCACCUGCAGGCCAUGUCUGCAGGCAGCCUCUACAUCUCAGGCGCCCCCGGCACCGGCAAGACUGCCUCACUCUUACACAUCAUUGAUGACUUGAAGAAUCAGCAUGCCUGCAAGAUUGCCUACCUCAACUGCAUGAUGCUGAAAGACUCGACUGCUGUGUUCCGGAAGCUUCACGAAGAGUUGACCGGACGCAAGUUGCCGGGGAACAGGGAUACCAUGAAGUACAUGGAGAAAUGUGUCACCUCCGCCAAACAAAGCAUAAUCAUGGUUUUAGAUGAAAUCGAUCAACUUGACAGCAAACACCAGGAAGUCCUCUACACAAUAUUUGAGUGGCCGUCUCUUACCCAGUCCAAACUUAUUCUAGUCGGUAUUGCCAACGCCCUUGAUCUGACAGAUCGAAUCCUGCCACGCCUUCAAGCCAGACCCAAAUGUCGUCCCCAGUUGCUCAACUUUGCUCCUUACAGUAAAGAACAGAUUGCCAGUAUUAUUAAGGGCAGAUUGCGGAAGAUGGAGGAGGAUGGUCUGGCAGUGAUUGAGCCGAGCGCCAUUCAGUUCUGUGCACGGAAAGUGUCUGCAGUGGCUGGCGACAUGAGGAAGGCCCUGGACGUGUGUCGGAGGGCAGUGGAGAUGGUGGAGCAUGAGAUUCGGAGUCAGCCAUUGCUUGCAGCAGGUAGCAAGAGUCCCCGGAAGUCUCAGCCCCCUGUUCCAAAGAAGAUAACGGUGAUGCACAUCUCGCGUAUAAUGUCUGACGUGUACGGGUCAAGUGUGAAGUCUGCGGGCCAGGAGGAGACUGUUCCUCUGCAGCAGAAGCUGGUGGUGUGCACCCUGCUGGUGAUGCUGAGGGAGGGGAAGUUCAAGGAGGUGGCGAUGGGGAAGCUGCAUGAGACAUACUGCAGGGUGUGCACCAAACGUCAUGUGGCCAAAGUUGACCAAUCAGAGUUCUUCAGUCUGUGCUUGCUGCUGGAAUCAAGGGGAAUUCUGGGAGUGAAGAAAGCCAAGGAAUCCAGACUUGCCAAGGUGACGUUAAAGCUGGAUGAGAAGGAGCUCGAGCACACCCUGCAAGACCGUGUCCUUAUGUCCUCCAUCCUGCAGGAAGGGAUCCCCAAAUAAGGGCUUUCUUUGUCCGGCAACCAUGUUGAUCUCACCAUAUGCAUUACCAAAUAUUAGGCGCUGUGCCUAAUUCCAAUUGUAUAGUUGGCAGUUCUUGUUAAAUGGUACCUGUUACAUGUAUGAGUGUGAAAGUGCUGAGCGAUGUAAUAGUUGUUGAUGUAAUGUUCACAAUGUUUUAGUUAAAUGGAGGAAAUAUUGUUUGAACUUUGAAUUUUGAAAGGGGAAAAUUGAAUUUAGCCCAAUUUGUUUUUGUCCCAUUUGGCAUAAAGUCGAUGGAUUUGGUCAAAUGACAAUACAGUAAACUAUGUUUAUAACGAACUGGCUGAUAUAACAAACUGUUUUUUGUCCUGGCCAUUUGCUGUGUAUAUGCUUAUAACGAACAACAGUUAUAACAAACUAAAAUUAGGGGUCCCUUUGAGAUUGUUAUAACCAUAGUUUACUGUAGUUAAGGGGGGAAAGAUAGAUUUUUACAGUAACAUAUUCGACUAUGUAUUAACUCACUAGCUUGGUCUGAGAAGGUUUACUAUACACUUUCUAUAUUGAUAAGGGGGCGGUUGGCUAGCCUAGUGGUUAAAGUGUUUUCUCAUCACGCCAAAGAUCUGGGUUUGAUUCCCGCCAUGGGUACAAUGUGUGAAGCCCAUUUCUAGUGUCUCGUGCCAUGAUAUUGCUGGAAUAUUGCUAAAAGUGGGGUCAAACCAUACUCACUCACUCAUAGUGUCACACUAUAUUGAUUGGUGUUUUCAGUAGCCAGUAAAUGAAAUUAAUUUCAUUACACUUUAAAAACAUCAUGUUUUGAUUUAUACUCUUUUUUUAUUCAUUUCUCAUGGCUUUUGGCUCUUUGGAUUUAAAUCUGAACCCCAAAAUUUAUAAAAUAUGAAAUAUGAAAUCUACCAGUUUGACGUAAUGGACAAAUUGGUGGCCUGCAAUCUCAUGAAAUCAGAUCUUUUACUCUCUGCGUGACGAUUUGACGACACCACUAUUCUAAAUGAUUCUUGAGCCAAUCAUUUUAACAGACUAGUCGGGUAGCCUAGUGGUUUAUUAAAGCCUUUGGUCGUCAGACUGAAGACCCUGGUUCAAUACUCGAUGUGGAUACAAUGUGUGAAGUUUGGAAAAGGUCAUUGAAGUUUGUGUUUGAGAUACAGAAAUCAGAAAUGCUGGUCUGAAUGCUUCCCUCACUCUAGCCGAGAAUUUAUUAACAUAGACGCUGAUUGCCAGAGUAGAAAGUUGCCUUGACAAACCUUCUAUGGAUGUGUACUUAACUCUUCUCGCUGAGAGGUAUCGUAUUUGAGUCAAGAUCUUACUUUGAUGAGAAAUUUGUGGCAUGUCCCAUGAUUAUUUUAGGAAUGCUAUCCUGAUUUUGUGUGGUAUUGUGGUGUACAUUUGUGCUGAUCCAGGGAUAAGAAAGGAAGCAUGUUUGUAUAUGAUGUAUGUCUAUGGAUGAUAUUCUAAUGUCAUAGGUAAUAAUGAGUUCUUGAUGUGGAUGAACAGAUGUAGAUUAUUAGUGCUCUGGUUUCUUCAGUUUCCAAAUACUCUGAUACUGCAUACACGUUUUAGUCAUAGCCAAUUUCACUAAAAUGUCUGUGGAGACCAUUGUGAGAUAGCCAGGUUUUUGCAUAAUAUUUGUUUUUCAAAUGAAAAGAUUUUGUGGUUUACUUGUUGAAGGAUUUCUUGUUAAAUAUUUCUCUAUCAGAAUAUGAAAAGGAAAAUACAUAUCUGAUCAUGCAACAUCAUUUCCUCGGCUCUUACCCCCCAAACUGAUAAUGAAAUAUUUCUACAAGAAUAGAUUUAAAAAAAAGAACAGCCUUACACGUUGGUCUUGUUAACACUUCCCUACCUGAAAAACCCUUACUAACCAUUAGGCCUGACUUUUUUAAAAGAUUGUUUACAGAUUCCACUGACCAUGAAAUAAUAAAACUGAAACUGCACACAUGGCAACAUAUUCAGAUAUUUUUUUUAUAGAACCAACCAGAUAGUGAAAUGUAUUUUGUGUGUGUUAUUUUUCCUUCCCAACUUUCCAGAUUAUUGAAACAAAAAUCCAUAGACCCAGAAGUAGAACAAUCUAGCCUUAGGGAGGCCUUAUACACAAUCAACCCUGUUUAUUGGUAUCAGUUUACAUAAUAGUAUUGAAAUAACUGGCCCUUUGCUAUUUUUGCUUGCCUUGGGCCUAAGGGUUGCUGUUUUGCUUGUCUAAGUCAUACCUCUAACAUGGGUCAGAUUGUUUUGUGGGCAAAUGCAUCUUUUUUCCCCUGGGUGUUGAAAGUAUGCAUCAUAGAAAGUGUAAAUCAUUUCCAAUUGUUUCAAGAUGUUUUAUUAGACCGGUGUUCAGAUACGAAUUGAGCUUUGAUAUCAGCCUGUGUAAUGUCUAGUGAUGGAGUGAGUGACCGAUGAAUGGACUAUUUUACUCAGACUAGGAGUACUUCAGCUGAGAUGAUUGUGAUAUAUGUGAAGUCGUGAUGGAUCAACUGCAUGAUCCUAACCUUCACCACCUAAUUUAAUUUUUAUCACAUAUUUAAGAAUUUUUAACCCCCUGAGUUUUAAGAUAAAUGUUCACAUAACAAAUUUCUAUUUAAUUUUGUAUCCCUACAUUGUUAUCACAUUCUGUAUGCUCUGUAAAAUACUGAGUUAUGUAUAUGUUUAGUAAUAGUCAUGUUUUAUUGAUGUGGGGAACAGAUAUGUUGUAAGGUUUGGCAAGUUUCCUAUAUUUUGAAGUAGCAUGUUAUUUGUCUACCUGAGGUUGAAGCCAUGUUACUUGGUUUACAGAUCAAAAGAAAGUGAAAUAAAAAUAUCAUUUCCUAAAAAUAAUAUGUUAGAUAUAAAUGUUAAUAUGUAUAAAGUGACAGGAGUGCUGGUUCAAGUGUUAAUUUUAUCUUUAUCCCAAAUCUUUGGAUAGUUUUUGAAUUUUUUCAUUUGUGAAAUUGGGUUGGGAAAAGGAAGAACUCUUACAAUUAUGGGAAUGCAAACCUACAAAACAUGUAUAGAACAUCUUGCUUUUCUCACUUGACUCAUUUUGAUAGUCAUCUUUAAUCAGUUGCUUUGAGAGAAGUGGAGUGAAAAAAAAGGAAAAAGGAAAAAAAAAAAGCUUCUGGUAGGUGAUUUUCAAACAGAAAUUAAUCUUCAGGGAACUAAUGGAUUUUAUGUCCAGUUGGUUCUUAAACAUUAAGUAUGUGACCAUAUAAUGCAUUAUUUCAGUUGUAAUAUCCUUGCCUGGCAAAAAUAAAUAAAGAUUAUGAUUAUUUUUUGCAUGAUUUUUCUGAAUAUUGAAACUAGUGCUAUAUCUGGAACACAAAGGUAUCUCUGGGCAUGAACUUUGAGGUUAUGAAAUACAUGUAUUAAGAUCAAGUCAAGUUUUAUGUUGAUGCAGUGGCAGUAUUUUGUUUGCUAAUGUCAUCAAGUGAAAUGAGAUAUUCCUUGUCAUGUACAAUGUGAGGUACAUUUACAUAUUAGCAAAACGACAAAUUGUACAAACUGUUUAUUUUGAUUUAUGAAUAAAGUUGAACCUUA
Haliotis rufescens (red abalone) is the source of this 5801-nucleotide messenger RNA. Its product is annotated as cell division control protein 6 homolog. The transcript has 12 exons. Gene Ontology annotation, cellular component: nucleus. Bases 144 to 2300 code for a protein of 718 amino acids. The record is from RefSeq and is a predicted model, not a curated record. Gene Ontology annotation, biological process: mitotic DNA replication checkpoint signaling; DNA replication initiation; cell division. Gene Ontology annotation, molecular function: DNA replication origin binding; ATP hydrolysis activity. NCBI's taxonomy places the organism in Eukaryota, Metazoa, Mollusca, Gastropoda, Lepetellida, Haliotidae.